Messenger RNA from Prorocentrum cordatum, 1821 nucleotides. NCBI's taxonomy places the organism in Eukaryota, Dinophyceae, Prorocentrales, Prorocentraceae. The record is from the annotation of a GenBank genome assembly.
AUGGCCACCAGCACCCGAGUGGUUGUCCUGUUCCUCUUCCUGCUUGCUGGCGCGGAGGCGGAGCGCAUCAAUUCCGCCGCGACUUUGGCCACCGCCGCUCGCGCGCAGAUCCAGGCGCACGGCUUCAAGGGGCGCUCGUCUGCCGGCGACAAGACCAUGGACCUGGACUGGCCCGGCUGCGGCUCCAAGACCGACUGGCUCUUCGGCCCGCGCUGCAGCGACGUCGAGGGCUGCGAGUGGCACAAGCUGUGGCUCGACACGCCGAGGCAGUCGUGCCGCUUCUCGGACGGCUACAAGCUUCGGCCGGAGAACGUCCAGAGGUUCCUCCCCGUGGAGCUCGCGCGCCUCGAGGAGAAGAGCGCCACGUUUGCCAAGAGCGGGUGCCUUUUCGGCGGCUGGUUCGCGAAGUGCUACCGCCGCAUGCGGCAGAUCAUCCGCCUGCUCAAGUACGUGCGCCGUGCCGUGAGCGACGCCAAGAGCGACCCCUCGCACCCGGCUCAUGCGCUGGCCGCCAGCGAAGAGACGUCGCAGAAGCUGCUCAGGGCAGCGGACAAUCUGGCCGCCGGCUUCAGGAAGCUCCAGGGCACGGACGGUGUUGGCGAGGCCUUUGGCAUGAUGGCCGAGGGGCCCGAGAGUUUGCGCGCCGCGGCCGCGGCCGUGGAGGGCGCGGAGAACCGCUCGCUGACGGACGAGGAGAAGGUGGCGAUGGAGAACACCAGGGCCGUCGAGGGGAUGUUGAAGGCGGCCGGCACGAACCUGGACGACGAGCAGCGCGCCGAGCUCUACGCGCAGAUCGAGGCCGGCGGGCCCAUGGCGGAGAGCGAGGACGAGCUCGACGCAGACGUGGAGGACCUGGUCGGCUCCCUGGACGAGGCCAUGGGCGCGUCCGACGACGAGGACCGCAGCAGCCUGCAGGAGCAGGAGGGCCCCACCGCCGAGGAGGACGGCGGCGACGACCCCGAGGACGCUGUGGCGAAGGCGGCAGACGCUGGGGCCCUGGUGCAGCUCGGCGCCCAGUCCGGCACGAACUCCACCGCAGCGAUGCAGGCCCGCGGGACCGGCCCGCUGAAGUGGCUCUUCAAGCACGGGCUGGGCUGGAUCGUGACCCGCAUCGCCUGGGUGCUGCUGUUCUUGGUCGGCUCCGCCAUCGGCCUGAUCCGCGCCGGCGUCAUCUUCCCGCUGCUCUUCCUGGGAUGCACGCUCACGAAGUUCAUCACGUGGGUCUUUCGGGACGUGGGCUACAACCUGCUGUGGGAGGGCGAGAUCGACCUAGUGGCGAAGCGGUUCUUGAAGAUCGGGAAGUGCCCGGCCUGGGCCUGGGAGGCCGUCGGCUUCGACGCCUCGUCCAAGGACACCGUGAAGCAGAUCGUCGUGCAGCCCGCCACCUUCGCUUCGGGCGUGACUGGGGUGCACCACUGGUACAAGAGCGAGGAGGGCCUGUGCGCCAAAGUCAAGUGUGGCUCGCACGCUGCAUGCCACAGAGGCGACUGCAUCUGCAACAAGGGCUACUACCCGGACGCCAGCUCCCCUGGCCACUGUGUCCAAGGCCUCACGUCAGCGGGAUGUCGAUGCAAGGCCAUGUGGUCGCAGCAGGAGCUGGUCAUCUUCAGCAGCCGCCACUACGGCUGCCCUUCGAGCGGGAGAUGCGAGGUUGACAGGGCCCACGCUUCGUUCAGCACAUGCAGGAGCAACAUCGUCUCUGCACCGAAGGGCAUCCUCGAGCACGUCGGAAACGCCGUGGGCAUCCUGGACUCGGCUGUCUUCGACACCUGCAGGGCGCUGCUUCCAUUCCGUGGCAUGGUGGUGCCGGUCGCCUCGUAG